AUGGCCGACACCGAUGCAGCAAAGGCUGAGAAGAUAGCCGCAGCAAAGAAAAGGGUGAGUGGAGCCAUUGUCACGCGCAAUUUGGAUUGCACGGGUUUGCCGAUUGAAAAUAUCCGCCUGAUACCCACGAGUACUCAUCCCCCCCGCCCAUCCCCCUUUCCGGGUCGAGAUUGAGGGUUGGGUUGGAAGGCGCAUUGUCGAUUGAACUGACGCUUCCGGCACCGAGGGGGGGUGGUGUUGCGAAUAUUCUAGUUCGAGCAACUCAAGAAACAGAAGGGGAAGAAGAAGGGCUCGGCAGCUCCAGUGUCUACAGCGGGCGAAGCGAGUAAAUCUCCUGUGCAAGCGGAGCGAGCGGGAACGCCGGGAACGCCUCCCCCGGCUGAGGGACAGCCGGUAGAGGAAGAGUCAGUAGCUGAGCAAUGCCGAGUCAAACCCCCUCCAGGACGUCACUCCUAACGUGCUUGUUUGGGCGAUAGUGCGAAAGGGCUAGUGGCAGGGGCGGAAGAGGUUACUGAAGCCCCUCCUCCUGCCGCCGCAGCGGAGACGGCUAAUUCGGACGCAUCCUCACCCGCGACCCCUGCGGAUCCGCCGGUUGCCUCGUUUGGCGGUGCGGGGACUGCAGCCCACUCUAGAGCUGCAUCGAUGCAUGCCAGACGUCAGUCGGCUUCGGGAUUUCGGAGACCGUCCAUCACCGCCGCCGACGUUAUACGAUCUUCGAACAAGAGCCCCUUGAGUCCCGGGGAGAUGGUACCGGAUAUCUACCGGAAACAGGCUACCACGAUAUCGGAGCUUACGGAGUCGGUCGAGAGACUGGAGGCGGAGGUGGAAAGGUUGAAGGAGAAGGAGAAGAAGCUUGGCGAAGCCAUCGUUCAGAAAGAUGAGGCGCAGGAGACUUUGGCUGGUGUGAAGACGGAGCUUAGGGAGGCUGUUGAGAGGGCUCAAGCUGCGGCCAUUGAGAAGGAGGCUCGGGAAGAGGAGCUUGGGAAAUUGGUGAGCAUCGAGUUCGGGAGUGAUAUUGCCGGGGUUUGGCUGAUUGGGGUUGGGUCAUUAGAAAUCAGAAGUUGCAACUCUCACUCGGCAAACGUCACAUCUCACGUCCCAGAUUUCGCAGAGGGAUAAAGCUAUCUCAGAUCUUAAACUUCAUUCGUCUUCAUCUUCCUCAACGCAGGACAGGGAAUCCCUCACUGCCAAGGAGGACCAGAUUGAGAACAUGGAGAUGGACAUAAGUAAGCUUCGGGGUGACCUCGAGAGAGCUCACAAGAGUCUUGCCGAAAGUCAAUCCGCGCUUGCCACGGCUGAGAGCAGGGUUAAGGGUCUGGAGGAAUCUCAGGAGAGCCUUACAAAAGAGCUUGAGGAAAGCAAGAAGAAGCUGGAUAAGGCUGCCGAACGCCUCGUUGCCGAGGGUGCUGCUAGGAGCUCUGCAGAGACAAAAGUCACAUCUACCCAAGCAGAGCUUGAAUCAGCCAAUGCAACUGCAAAGAGCCAAGCCGCUAGUAUAUCGUCUUGGGAAAAGGAUCACAACACUCUAAAGACAAUGUAUCGAGACGCAGAUACGAAGGGUCAAGAAUUGCAGAAGCAGGCCUCGGCUCUAGAAAGAGAGAACAAAGAUCUAACCACUCAAGUCUCGGAGCUGAAGAAGCGCACUGCCCAUCUGGAGUCCGAACAAGCCAACUUAAGGAGCAGCCUCGAGAAGGCCAUGAGCGACGCAAGACGGGGCACCGGCUCGAUGCCACAGGACGACGAACUCGUCGACGAGCUUGAAGACGAUGGACGUAAGCGCUUAGAGGCAAGGAUCCGGCAAUUGGAACAGCAGCUGCAACAGGAGCGCAGCCGCUGGUACACUGGCGAGAAGCAGAGGCUUGCGUCUGCAUCCGCACCGCCGCACUCUGCCCAGCAGCACCAACAGGAAUUCCUGGACGUGGACCUGAACGCUGGUGAGGACCAGCACUACCCGCGCGGUGGUGGCGGCGACCAUUUAUAUGCCGCACAGAUGGAGGAAGAGAGGAGGCAGAUGGAGGCACAGAGGCUCGAGAGGAUCAAGGAAGUCAAACGGGGGUUGGCGAAUUGGAAGGGGUGGAGACUGGACAUGACGGCCGGAGGAGGGUACGGGGUUAACUUUAGGGAGAUGUUUGAGGUUUAGAUGGUUGGGCUUUCUUUCUUUAAAAUGGGGAGGCGUCUUUGAUCAUGCUUUACCAGUGGAUUUCACGAUGUUGGUCCCGAUGAUAAUUUUUAAGUGAAUGGAGCGAUCAUGGUGUCUCACUCGAGAUGCACGUGACCUGGGUUAGGUUUGGAUGAAUACAAAAUGCCGGUACUUCCCAUGG
This is a messenger RNA of Tuber aestivum (summer truffle), 2321 nucleotides long. Lineage: Eukaryota; Fungi; Ascomycota; Pezizomycetes; Pezizales; Tuberaceae. The record is from the annotation of a GenBank genome assembly.